UAUAUUGUAGAAAUUCUGCAAUCCAAUUAAUUCUCAUCCCUUCUCUUCCGACCCUCUCCCGCCGGCGAUUGAUGAGAUGAAAUGAUCAUCUCCGUCGUGUAAUUUUCUUGGUUUUUUCGAUUGUUUUUGUAUGUUAUAUUAUUAAUAUUAAUUAACUAUACAACGACAAUUUAAAAUGACUCACCAAACUUCCUUCUCCGGCCCUCUGCUUUCAUCGUCCGGUCCGACAGCCACCGCGUGUGACCCGUCGGAGACGGAUCUCACAUGGCCAUUCGGUGAUUUACACGGGUUAGACCGUGAUGACAUUAGAGAAACAGCUUACGAGGUGUUUUUCACAGCUUGUCGAUCAUCUCCCGGAUUUGGCGGUGGCAGAAAUAAUCUGACGUUUUAUUCAAACCACCAUGGCCAUGGCCAUAGUCAUAGCGAUGGAGGAGGAGCAGGACCAGGGCCUAUGUCACCGUCAUCAGGGUCUAGUAACGGCUCUCCCGGAGGUAACGGUGGUGGUAGUGGUGGAGGGAGGAUAGGAGGCGGCGGAGGCGGUGGAGGAAAUGGUGGAUCUGUGGUUGUGAUGACACCGACGAGUAGGAUAAAACGUGCACUAGGGUUGAAGAUGAUAAGAAGGUCACCGUCGCGGAGGAUGUCUACCGGCGGAGGAGGUGGACCAGGGACAAAUGGACCAGGGUCUCCUAAUGCGCCGCCGUUUAAUAAUCAUAAUAAUAAUAACGGUGGUGGAUAUAGUCCUGGUACGGCGUUUAAUACUGUUCCGGCGUCGAGACCGAGAAGGCCGCUGACAUCGGCGGAGAUUAUGAGGAUGCAAAUGGGAGUUACUGAACAGAGUGAUAAUAGAUUGAGAAAAACUCUCAUGCGGACUCUUGUUGGCCAAAUGGGAAGAAGAGCAGAGACAAUAAUUCUACCACUGGAGCUUCUCCGCCACCUGAAACCAUCAGAAUUCAACGAUACACAUGAGUAUCAUCUCUGGCAAAGACGUCAGCUCAAAAUCCUCGAGACCGGACUUCUCCUCCACCCGUCAGUCCCACUCCAAAAAUCAAACUCCUUCGCUAUGCGUCUCCGCGAAAUCAUCCGAACCAGCGACACAAAGUCCGUCGACACCAGCAAAAAUUCCGACACAAUGAGAACUUUAUGCAACAGUGUCGUUUCUUUAUCCUGGAGAAGCCCGACAGGCGCGCCGAGCGAUGUCUGCCACUGGGCUGACGGCUUCCCUCUGAAUCUGCAUAUCUACACUUGUCUGCUCCAAGCAAUAUUCGAUUUCAGGGACGAGACGUUAGUUCUCGACGAAGUCGACGAGCUUGUCGAGUUGAUGAAGAAGACAUGGACUACAUUAGGAAUCAACAGGCCGAUUCAUAAUCUUUGUUUUACCUGGGUGCUGUUUCAGCAAUAUGUUUUGACUUCUCAGACUGAGCCGGAUCUUCUUUACGCCUCACACACAAUGCUGUCGACGGAGGUGGCAAAUGAUGCGAAAAAGCCAGACAGGGAGGCUAAUUAUGCUAAGCUUUUGUCUUCUAUGUUGGCUUCUAUGCAAGGAUGGGCUGAGAGGAGAUUGCUUCAUUAUCAUGACUAUUUCCAGAGAGGAAAUGUUUUUCUGAUUGAGAAUCUGUUGCCUUUGGCUUUAUCGGCUUCCAAGAUUAUGGGUGAAGAUAUUACUAUUAUGGAAGGUUCAGGGAAAGAACAUAACACUAGAAUAGUCGAUUCGUCGGGGGAUCGUGUCGAUCACUACAUUCGAGCUUCUAUCAAAAGUGCAUUUGCAAAGAUAAUAGAAACCGGGAGCUAUAAGAGUACGAGUGUCGAAGUGAAAGACGAGGCAGGUGAGGCUCUUCUGCAGCUAGCUAAAGAAACUGAAUAUUUAGCCUCAAGAGAAAGAGAGAGUUUCAGUCCCAUUCUGAAGAAAUGGCAGCCAAUUGCUGCUAGUGUUGCUGCUGUCACAUUGCACCAUUGCUACGGGGCGGUUCUGAAGCAGUAUCUUGCAGGAAUGGCCAUUCUGAACUCAGAGUCAGUCGAAGUACUGGAGAGAGCAGGAAAGCUUGAAAAAUUCUUAGUUCAAAUGGUGGUUGAAGAUUCUGCAGAUUGUGAUGAUGGAGGAAAAUCAAUUGUGCGCGAGAUGGUUCCGUUCGAAGUUGAUUCUGUCAUAAUAAGAGUUAUGAAACAAUGGAUUGAGGAUAAGUUGAAAAAAGGCAGAGAAUGUCUUCUCAGAGCAAGAGAUUCUGAGACAUGGAAUCCCAAGUCUAAAAAUGAACCCUAUACACAGUCGGUUGUGGAGUUGAUGAAAUUAGCUAAGGAAAGUGUGGAUGAAUUCUUUGAAAUUCCUGUUGGAAUUAAUGAUGAUCUUGUUUGCGAUCUUGCUGAAGGAUUAGAGCAUCUCUUUCAGGAAUACAUCAAACUUGUAGAAGCUUGUGGAUCAAAACAGAACUAUGUUCCCAUAUUACCACCUUUAACAAGAUGCAACCGUGAUUCGAAAUUCUUCAAGCUAUGGAAGAAGGCUACUCCGUGUAGUGUUACAGCAGAAGAGAUGCAAAAUCAUGGAGGACUAGCAGAAGCUCAGAAUCCUAGGCCAUCAACGAGUCGCGGAACGCAACGUCUUUACAUCCGCCUUAACACCCUACAUUAUCUUCUAUCCCACCUUCAUUCACUAGAUAAAACCCUAGCCCUUGCUCCAAGAACUGUUGCUUCAGCCCGUACUCGUCACGUUAACCACCGUCGUAACCGUUCUUCGGUCUCCUCUUACUUUGAACUAACACAUUCCGCCAUCCAAUCCGUCUGUCAACAUGUUUCAGAAGUUGCAGCCUAUCGUUUGAUCUUCCUAGACUCGAAUGCUGUAUUUUACGAGACUCUAUACCUCGGUGAUGUAGCUAAUGCAAGAAUUAGGCCUGUGUUGAGAACUGUGAAGCAGAAUCUCACUCUUCUGACAGCGAUUCUCACGGACCGAGCACAAGCGUUGGCGAUGAAAGAAGUAAUGAAAGCGGCUUUCGAGGCCUUUCUUAUGGUAUUACUAGCAGGAGGUUGCUCCAGGGUGUUCUAUCGAUCCGAUCAUCCAAUGAUUCACGAGGAUUUUGAGCACCUGAAGCGCGUAUUUUGCUCGUGCGGUGAAGGAUUGAUCAAUGAGGAGGCGGUGGAGAAGGAGGCCGACAUAGUUGAAGGAGUAGUAGCAUUGAUGGGAGAAUGUACAGAGCAAUUAAUGGAAGAUUUCAGUAUUGUGACUUGCGAAACAAGCGGCAUAGGAGUAAUGGGUACGGGUCAAAAACUACCGAUGCCACCAACAACAGGGAGAUGGAAUAGAGCAGAUCCGAAUACAAUAUUAAGAGUUUUAUGUCACAGAAAUGAUAAAGCAGCUAACGUGUUCUUGAAGAAAUCAUUCCAAUUGGCUAAGAGGAAAUGAAUUAAGAAAAACUGAGUUUUCUUUUGACAUAUAAUAUAUCUUGUACAUUACCUAGAAAAAAGGUGAUUGUAAAUGUUAUGGUUAAUUCAUUCUGAUAAUAAUUAAUUCGUUCCGAAAUAUUGUAACAAAAUCGGAUUUGAAGAGAAAACAAACAUUGAGAGAUCUUGUUGCUGUACUAAAUUAUUUGUAGAACUAGGGACUGUUUAGUUAAUAUUCCUGUGGUGGUGAACUUUUUAAUAGAAACAGUGGAAAAGAGAGCAUGUGCAGAUAUAUAUUCUUUAAUUUUUCAUCAAGUUCUAUAAUUUCCUCUA
Mercurialis annua (annual mercury) is the source of this 3702-nucleotide messenger RNA. RefSeq names its product protein unc-13 homolog. The transcript is spliced from 5 exons. The coding region runs from base 176 to 3391 and encodes 1071 amino acids. The record is from RefSeq and is a predicted model, not a curated record. NCBI's taxonomy places the organism in Eukaryota, Viridiplantae, Streptophyta, Magnoliopsida, Malpighiales, Euphorbiaceae.